AAAUCUAGUUGCACCUAAACACCAACCCCCUUGUGCAAGGAAUUCUUCUCUCUUAGAUUCUAACUCCUUUUACCAAUCAGAAGCUCAAAGAGAAGACCAAAUCUCCUAUUUGACCCAAGGGCUGUAUAACUUUGAAAUAAUCCAUCCCUCCUACCUAAAGCUCCAAGUGCUAACUAUCCUUUAAAACCAAUAUCAAUAAAUCUCUUAAAACAAAACAUACAUUUUUAUCUCAUCCUAAUCUCCCCCAAUUCCCAAAUAGCAUUCAUGCCUUUCACAACACUCCUAACCACAACCUUUCUCCUCCUCUGUUUCACGCCUCCGUCCUCCUCCUUCCCUUCCAACCCAUGGAGCUUCUUCCAAAACCUCACCGGCUGUAACCCCGGCGACUACAACCCCCUCCUCCCCAACCUCAAAUCCUACCUCCACCGCUUCGGCUACCUCCCUUCCCCUCCCUCCAACUUCUCCGACCUCUUCGACUCCGAUCUCUCAGCCGCCCUCCUCUCCUACCAGCACAAUCUCGGCCUCCCUCCCACCGGCUCUCUUGACACCGAAACCCUCUCCCUCCUCUCCCUCCCCCGCUGCGGCCUCCCCGACAUCACCCCCAAUUCCACCCUCCGCGGCCGCCAUCUCUACUCCUACUUCGCCGGAACCCCUUCCUGGCCCUCAGACAAACGCACCCUCACCUACACCUUCACCACCACCUCCUCCGUCUCCAUCGAUAAACCGACCCUUCAAGCCGUCUUCGCUCGUGCCUUCGCCCGCUGGUCCAACGCCACCACGCUUAAUUUCACGGAAAUUUCCCCGCCGGAUUCCGAUAACGCCGACAUAACCAUAGGGUUUUACGGCGGAGAUCACGGCGACGGGGAGGCUUUCGAUGGGGUAUUGGGGACGCUCGCGCACGCCUUCUCGCCGACGGACGGUAGGUUCCAUCUGGACGCAGCGGAGCAUUGGGUGGCGAGAGGGGAUGUUACGGCGUCGGAGGAUGGGUACGCGGUGGAUUUGGAAUCGGUGGCUGUACAUGAAAUUGGGCAUUUGUUAGGGUUAGGGCACUCGUCGGUUGCGGAGGCGGUGAUGUAUCCGUCGUUGAAGACGAGGACAAGGAAGGUGGAGUUGAUGGGGGAUGAUGUGAAGGGGAUUCAGGGGCUGUAUGGCGGGAAUCCGAAUUCUGUAGUGGAAACCAAGGGGAGAAGUAGCUCGGAGACGAGCGGUGGAGUUUCGGUAGCGGCGGCGUUGAGAGCGGUGGGGACGACAAUGGCGGCGGCGGCAGUCGCGGCGGCCUUUAUGUUGUAGGAAUUUGGGUUCGCCUAUUUCAUCUACCAGAAAAAUUUGCUCAGGCAUGCAUCUGCCGUAGGUUAUAUUACAGAGAUGUUACAGAAGUGUAACCUAUCUAUAAUCUCUUAAUAUCUUCUCAAUAACCUCCGACGUUACAGUUCUGCGUACGUUUUGCGUAAGCAAAUUUUUCUCCUCAUCAACACACUAUUCUUUCUUAGGAUUCGGAUUUAUUUUGGAGCUUUGUUAAGCUAAUGAGCAUAAUAGUAUAUAACAAUUAUUUA
Phalaenopsis equestris is the source of this 1553-nucleotide messenger RNA. RefSeq names its product metalloendoproteinase 2-MMP-like. Lineage: Eukaryota; Viridiplantae; Streptophyta; Magnoliopsida; Asparagales; Orchidaceae. The transcript has a single exon. The coding region runs from base 265 to 1290 and encodes 341 amino acids. Gene Ontology annotation, molecular function: zinc ion binding; metalloendopeptidase activity. Gene Ontology annotation, biological process: extracellular matrix organization; proteolysis; collagen catabolic process. The record is from RefSeq and is a predicted model, not a curated record. Gene Ontology annotation, cellular component: extracellular matrix.